AUGUCGCCGCACAAGCUUCCGGAGCAGGAGGAUGGCAAGCGGCAGUGGGUGAUGGGCACUGAAGCCUUUGAGAGGACCAUGCCUCAUCACCAGGGUAUCAAGGCCCUCUGGGAGACCAAGUGGAAGUUUCCGUGCACCAAGAGUGUGUAUCCCUUCCACGAUGGGCAGUAUGAGGACUUUGAGCCCAUUUUCGAACACUUAAUCAAGAACAACAUCAAUGACGGAAACUCCACCGCUUACACGGAGGCUUUCUUCCCCAUCGCCGAGUCGCUGACCUCCAAGGGGGACGAGGCGAUCAUGGCCGGUAACAAGAAGGAAGCAAGCGACCUAUACCUCAGAGCCUGCACGGUCUACCGAAUCGCCCGGUUCCCCUACAUCACGGCCUACCCCGAGAUUAGUUGCCAGGUCAAGUGGAAGGCGUGGGAGGCUCAAAAGCGCGCAUACAUGAAGGCGGCGCAAUCCUGGGAUUGCCCCAUUGACGAGAUCGACAUCCCGCACGCCCACGCCAAGGGCGGGGACUGGAAGUCCAUUCCAGCAUACGUGAGAGUGCCCCCGGGCGCGUCGCAGAGCAAGCCCAGCCCCGUCGUGAUCCUGAUGACGGGUCUUGACGGGUACCGCCCCGACAACACCGUCCGCUCCGACGAGUUUCUCGCCCGCGGGUGGGGAAGCGUCAUUGUCGAGAUCCCCGGCACGGCCGACUGCCCCGCCGAUUCAGCCGAUCCUGAGAGCCCCGACCGGCUGUGGAGCAGCGUGCUCGACUGGAUUGCGGCGGACGGCCGGUUCGACACGAGCCGGGUCAUGGUCUGGGGUCUCAGUUCGGGAGGGUACUAUGCCAUUCGCAUCGCGCAUACCCACCGCGAGCGCUUGAUCGGGUCGAUUGCGCAGGGCGCUGGGUGCCAUUACUUCUUUGACCCCGAGUGGCUGGAGAAGGCCGAUGGUCACGAGUAUCCAUUCCUUUUAACGCCCGCCAUGGCCAUGAAGCAUGGUUACAAGUCCGUGGAGGAAUACAAGGCGGGCGUGCAGAAGAAGUUUUCGCUGUUGGAGACUGGUAUCAUUGAGAAGCCCUCGACGCGGCUGCUGUUGAUUAACGGUACUCUGGACGGAUUGAUGCCUAUAGAGGACUCUAUGAUGCUGUUCGAGUACGGCACGCCCAAGGAGGCCAGGUUCUUCUCGGGGGCAUUGCAUAUGGGAUACCCCAUGGCUAACGGGUCGGUGUACCCAUGGAUGGAGAGCGUCAUGUCUAGCAAGAUCUAG
Messenger RNA from Colletotrichum abscissum, 1254 nucleotides. RefSeq lists its product as uncharacterized. The record is from RefSeq and is a predicted model, not a curated record. The coding region runs from base 1 to 1254 and encodes 417 amino acids. The transcript is spliced from 5 exons. Lineage: Eukaryota; Fungi; Ascomycota; Sordariomycetes; Glomerellales; Glomerellaceae.